AUGGGCAUUUACACUCGGCUCCCCGAAGGCAUCGACGAGGUCGACAUCAUCAUCGCCGGGGGCGGUACCGCGGGGUGCGUCGUUGCUUCCAGGCUCGCCGAUGCCGACCCCUCGCUGUCUAUCCUCGUAGUAGAGGGCGGACAGAACAAUAAGGGCAACCACAUGAUUGCCUUCCCGCUCAUUUUCCCAACUGCACUGCUUCCCACCAGUACCGCAACCCUGUUUUACAAGGGGAAUGCGGAGCCACAGUUGGAUAACCGCGAAAUGAUCGUCCCAGCCGGUGGUGUUCUGGGCGGAGGUUCGUCAAUCAACUUGAUGAUGUACAGUCGUGCUCAACGCCAUGAUUGGGACUCGUGGGCCACUCCCGGAUGCUCUGCAGAUGAAACAAUUCCUUUCUUGAAGAAGCUUGAGACGUAUCAUGGCCCUGGCCCUGAUUCUGUUCAUGGAAAAGAUGGCCCUAUUGUUGUGUCUCACGGAACGUUCUACUCUGAGCGUGCGGCAGAUCAAUUCAUUGCCGCCGCCAACGAGGUAGGAUACCCGACGGUCGAGGAUCUUCAAGACCUCGAGACCAGCAACGGCGUUCAACGUUCCCUCCGCUUUGUCGACUCAAAGGGCCGCCGCCAGGAUGCUGCCAGUAACUACUUGCAUCCGAAGCUGGAAGAUGGACUACACCCAAAUCUCCACGUCCUCGUUGAGACCAAGGUUAUCAAGAUCCUAUUUGAGGGCAAACGAGCUGUGGGUGUUGAGUUCAAGCCAAACCCUGCCUUCCAAAAGGAGGACAACACCAAUGUUCAGCGCGUCAAGGCCAGGAAGCUCGUAAUUGGUUCCUGUGGCGCUCUCGGAACCCCAUUGCUUCUCGAGAGGUCCGGUCUCGGCGACGAAGCCAUUCUCAACAAGGCUGGCGUUUCAGUUGUGGCCCAUAUCCCUGGAAUCGGCCGGAACUACCAGGAUCAUCAUCUCUUGAUUCAGACAUACUACAGCGCCUUGGAGCCAAACGAGACGUUUGACGCCCCCUGGCCGUCAAAUGCGCCAAUCAUGGGGUGGAAUGGCCAAGACGCCUCCUGUAAGCUGCGUCCCACUGAGGCCGAUGUCACUGCCCUUGGACCUGAAUUCGAGGCGGCAUACGCAAGGGACUAUCUCCAUACUCCCGACAAGCCCCUGGCGCUAAUGGCUUUGCUGGGCGGCUUCCCUGGUGAUCCAUCCACCGUUGAACCAGGACAAUACCUCGCGAUCUCUUUGUUCACCGUCUACCCCUACGCCAGAGGCCACGUCCACAUCACAAACGGGAUUCUAAGUGACUUGGAUGUCAAGAAGCUCAUUUGGGCGUACAAGAAGCAGCGGGAAAUCGUGCGCAGAAUGGAUGUUUACCGCGGAGAGUUUGUUGGCGCCCAUCCGCUGUUUGCCGAGGGUUCCGCCGCGGCCCUUGUCAAGCUGGACAAGCCGAAUGAUAAGAACAUCUCUAACAUCCAAUACACUGCAGAGGACGACAAGGUCAUCGAGGGCUGGGUGCGCAAGAAUGUCGGCACCACCUGGCAUUCACUCGGUACUUGCAAGAUGGGCGCACUGGCUGAUGGCGGCGUAAUUGAUGCCGACCUCAAUGUUCAUGGAAUUGAGGGCCUGAAGCUCGUGGACCUGAGCGUCGUUCCUCAAAACAUUGGCGCAAACACGGCCACCACUGCAUAUGCAAUUGGUGAGAAGGCAGCUACCAUCAUUCUGAAAGACCUUGGGAUUGCUGUCAGCCAGUGA
This is a messenger RNA of Aspergillus welwitschiae, 1746 nucleotides long. RefSeq names its product GMC family oxidoreductase. Lineage: Eukaryota; Fungi; Ascomycota; Eurotiomycetes; Eurotiales; Aspergillaceae. The record is from RefSeq and is a predicted model, not a curated record. Gene Ontology annotation, molecular function: oxidoreductase activity, acting on CH-OH group of donors; flavin adenine dinucleotide binding. The transcript is spliced from 5 exons. The coding region runs from base 1 to 1746 and encodes 581 amino acids.